AUGGGAGCUGACAACUUCACCUCGACGACUGAAUUCAUCUUGGUGGGACUCUCCAAUGACCGAGAGACACAGAUUUUGCUCUUUGUACUGAUCCUCCUCACCUACUCAUUUACCCUUGUGGGGAAUCUUGGAAUCAUCAUGCUAGUACAGAUGGACUCUCACCUCCACACACCCAUGUAUUUCUUCCUCACACACCUCUCGAGCGUGGAAAUUUGUUAUGUUACCAGUACCAUACCUCAGAUUUUGGCUCAUCUUCUAAUUGGUCAUGCAGGAUUGUCCUUAAUCCGCUGUGCAUUACAGAUGUAUGCAGCUUUGUCUCUGGGUUCUGCUGAAGCAUUUCUGCUGGGGGUCAUGGCCUACGAUCGUUUCUUAGCCAUCUGCCAUCCCCUGAUCUAUACCACUGCCAUGGGAAGAUGGCGUCAGUUACAGUUGGCUUCAGCCUCCUGGGUAGGUGGUUUUUUUGUUGCUGCAGUAUGCGUCAUCAUCACCUUUAGCCACCCCUUCUGUCGUCCCUGCUGCAUCAACCACUUUAUCUGUGAGAUACCAAUGGUGUUGAAACUAGCAUGUGAUGACACCCACACCACAGAGUUCAUCAUUUUUCUCUUUGCAGGAAUGGUACUCCUGGUACCCUUUUCCAUUAUCUUGAUCUCCUAUGGGCUCAUUUUGCUUUCCAUGUUCCAAAUGCGAUCAGCUGCUGGACUGCGCAAGGCCUUCUCUACAUGUGGCUCCCAUUUAGUAGUGGUCAUCAUGUUCUAUGGUGGAGCCACGUUUACCUAUAUUAUACCCCAGUCGGGGCGAUCUCCUGAUACUGACAAGGAAAUAGCAGUAUUUUAUGUUGUGGUCACCCCCCUUCUAAACCCGAUCAUUUACACUCUGCGUAACAAAGAUGUCCACGAGGCACUGGCCAAGGUGCUGCAAAGACUGGGCUUUGCUAAGAAAUGA
Messenger RNA from Eublepharis macularius, 942 nucleotides. RefSeq names its product olfactory receptor 2D3-like. The transcript has a single exon. Gene Ontology annotation, cellular component: membrane. The record is from RefSeq and is a predicted model, not a curated record. Gene Ontology annotation, biological process: G protein-coupled receptor signaling pathway. Gene Ontology annotation, molecular function: olfactory receptor activity; G protein-coupled receptor activity. Bases 1 to 942 code for a protein of 313 amino acids. NCBI's taxonomy places the organism in Eukaryota, Metazoa, Chordata, Lepidosauria, Squamata, Eublepharidae.